Molecule: messenger RNA, 794 nt
Organism: Durotheca rogersii
Lineage: Eukaryota; Fungi; Ascomycota; Sordariomycetes; Xylariales; Xylariaceae
Product: GTP-binding protein-like protein
Exons: 6
Coding region: 147-716 (189 amino acids)
Biological process (GO): intracellular protein transport; endoplasmic reticulum to Golgi vesicle-mediated transport; vesicle organization
Cellular component (GO): endoplasmic reticulum exit site; COPII vesicle coat
Molecular function (GO): GTPase activity; GTP binding
Source: RefSeq, a predicted model, not a curated record
CAUCCCCAUCAUCCAUCAUCCGCCAUCUCCGUGAAUAUCCUACGAAGACUCCAAGUUUCCCCCCCCCCCUCCCCAAUCAGACGUGCGCCCUCCACUAGACGAACCUCGACUAUAUUACCUAUUCGCGGCCACUCGGAACCGCCAGGAUGUGGAUUUUCCAGUGGUUCUACGAUGUUCUGUCGUCACUCGGCUUGAUGAACAAGCAUGCCAAGUUGCUAUUUCUCGGACUCGACAAUGCCGGGAAGACGACGCUCCUACACAUGCUGAAGAACGACCGAGUCGCUAUCCUGCAGCCCACCCUGCAUCCCACAUCCGAGGAGCUUGCUAUCGGAAACGUGCGCUUUACGACCUUUGAUCUGGGAGGUCAUCAGCAGGCUCGCCGACUAUGGAAGGACUACUUCCCGGAGGUGAACGGUAUCGUGUUCCUCGUCGACGCCAAAGACCACGACCGUCUGUCCGAAUCCAAGGCUGAACUCGACGCCCUCCUGUCCAUGGAAGAGCUCGCCAAGGUGCCUUUCGUGAUUCUCGGAAACAAGAUCGACCACCCCGACGCCGUGUCCGAGGAUCAGCUCCGCCACGAGCUAGGCCUGUACCAGACUACCGGAAAGGGCAAGGUUCCGUUGGAGGGCAUCCGGCCCAUCGAGGUCUUCAUGUGCUCCGUAGUUAUGAGACAAGGAUACGGUGACGGCAUCAGGUGGCUCUCUCAGUACGUCUAGGCUACCGCUGAUGGACGACAGACGUGGCCACACGAAGACCGGCAGCAGAUGCGCUGGCGAGAUAUUGCGAUGGCUAUA